AUGAGUCAUAGCAAUACUGUUUCAUCAAUUGAUUUAGGCUUGCCACUAGAGGCAAAGGUACUAUCGCAAUUUUUUGAGGAGGAUUUUGUGCCUGUUGAUUAUGUUAAUGCAUUGGUUGCAACAUCAUUAAAUGCAAAUACAAAUUCAAGCACAAACUCUGCAACAAUUAGCGGUACGUCUAAUAGUUUGAAUUCCUCAUUAUCUCUGAAAGUUCUUAACCAGAGGCUAAAUUCUUUAAGCUUUAGAUAUAAUGAAUACACAAAUGAGUUAUCGAACCAAUUUGAUCGAACUUAUUCAAAGCUGCUAAAAUCUUCAAUUGAAGUUGUAUCAUAUAGUAAUACCGGCAACAUAAAUUCUAAUGACUUUGUCGAUAAUGACGACCCCCAUUCGGUAACUAGGUUGCAAUAUCAAUUGUCAACCCUUAAAACAUCCAUGUAUUCUUUACUUGAAGAUCUACAAGUUACCAAAGAGAGUAUAAAUUCAAUAAAUCCAGAGAUUGAUAAUCUACCUGUGAGUAAGCUAAAAGAACUGACAGAAAUCCAAGAAAGAAUCAAAAAUGUGGAUGCAGCUUUUGAAUUGUUAAAAUCCUUAGUUGCUAGUUCAGAUGCUGUAAAUUCUCAAGAUUUAAACAAUGUUAAAGAUAAACUAAAUAACAAAAUCACAAUAGCAGAGUUUGGCAAUUCUCUAAAUAUUAUUAAGCAGUCAAUUCAAGAACAAAUUGAGAAAGAGAUGCAAUCAAUAAAAAUAAGCUCCAAAGUGACUAAGAAUGACAAAUUAGUGAAAAUCAUAGAUAGUAUGAUUGAUAUGCAGCCACUUUUCAAAUCAUUUGUACAUUUCCAAGUGCCUUAUUCGUCCUUUGUCGAUUUUCUGAAGCUUCAAAAGUCAAACUAUAUGAAUGUAUUCGAAGCAUCAAGAGAAUAA
This is a messenger RNA of Pichia kudriavzevii, 921 nucleotides long. RefSeq lists its product as uncharacterized. Bases 1 to 921 code for a protein of 306 amino acids. Lineage: Eukaryota; Fungi; Ascomycota; Pichiomycetes; Pichiales; Pichiaceae. The record is from RefSeq and is a predicted model, not a curated record. The transcript has a single exon.